AUGGACUUUUUGGACUCUGAAAAUGAAAACGAGGAAAAGAGGAAGAAACGUCAAGAUCCUACACUUGAGCCAGCUUCACCGGGGGACAAGAUCAAAUUGUUUGAUUUAGAUAUGAAACAAACCAUUGCCUAUUAUGUUAAUAUGGACAACAAAAUAUAUGCAAGACAACUUCUUCUGCCGAUUGAAAACGAGGCUAAAGAACUCAUAACGUCAGCAGGCGGGACAAUUAGUGGUAUUGCAUACGAUGCAGUAGAUGCUGGUAAUCUAUAUUGGUGUGAAAGUGAUACUGGAAACAUCUUUAUGAUCAACGUGAACGAUAAAAUAGUUACAAAAGUCAACACAGACGGUGUUACCCUGGUUAAACCGAGGAACAUUCUAGUACUGCAAGCCCAAAGAAAGUUGGCAUGGGUAGCAGGUGAGGAUGGAGCAAUGUCUAUUCAAACAAUGAAUAUGGAUGGCACUCAGCUGUUUGAUGUAGUCAGCGGUUUUAUUGACAUAGGCGCACUUACAAUUGACCAAGAAAAUCAAGUGUGUGAACAGGUGGUCAGAGAUAACUUUUUACUGGUAGCCGAUUGGACGGUGGACCUUAUAUUUCAAAUCGAUUUGCUGACAAACGAAAUCAACGCUAUACCUUUAGGCGACUCCGGAUAUUUGAUGGGUGUACUGUAUGACGCCGAGAACAAUAAGCUGAUUUGGUCCGAAUUCUUUGACGGCCAAGUGUAUUCAAUGAAUGAAGACGGAACUGACAGAAAAGUUGUGUCAGAUAUAGGAUUUUCUUACGCCUAUCGUUUUGCUAAGGAUACUGUUACUGGUAACCUGUACUACACGGCCUUCAGUUCAGCACAUAUUGGUGUAAUAACACCAUCUGGGGAGAAUAUUUGGUUGAUUGACGAUUUCUUCUGGGAGGAUCUCCAAGCCAUAGCUGUCCACCCACAAAAGGGAUGGUUGUAUUUUUCGGCCAUCGAUUCUGAUUCGUACAUUGCAAGGGCUAAUAUGGACGGUAGUAAUGUAGAGAAAAUAAUAAUAGGCGAACACGUGCAAUAUCCUGCUGGACUUGCUAUUGACUACCAGAAUGACUACCUGUACUGGUGUGACUCCAGUCUUGAUACAGUUCAGCGAUGUAAUCUAGAUGGCGAAGAAUGUGAAACAAUUGUUAACAAUAGUAAGAUUGGAGAUGAAAUUAACGACAUUGUACUGGAUGAUAAAUACUUGUAUUAUGCAGCAAACAAAAAAUCGCACGUGGUACAGGUUAGUCUAACAGCACCUUAUACCAAAACGGAAGUUGGUUACAAUAUAGGUCUUGGAAAAGUAGAUACCCUCAGUUUGUAUAAAAGUAACAACCAGAAUAAACAAAAAGUAGGAGGCGGGUGUGCAGGAAAUGGAGGUCUUGGUGACUGUAGUACUGUCUGUCUACCUACCUCAACUGGCCGAGCAUGUGCCUGUAAUGAUGGUAUUGAUUUGAAACCCGACGGCAAAACCUGCUCAGAUAUUUACCAGUGCACCGAUAUGAUUAAGCAAGUAGUAAAUACCACAGCUGGCGUUAUUGAGAUAAAACUUCCGGCAACAUGUUCGAGGCUGAACGAGACUACAUGCGAAUAUACCUGUCCUAAAUACUAUAUGCCUACUAUAAAAGACAGUUCGACAUUGACGUGUACAGAAAAUGGAUGGGACCGGGAAAAUAGCACUCUUUGUGAAGAAAUCCGAUGUUCUCCAACUAUAGAGAAUGGUGAACUAGACACUGAUUGUGAGGCCGAAGUCGGUAACACUUGCGAUUUUAAAUGUAACAAUGGUUUCCAGAAGACCGAAGAAAAGACAUUCUGCACCAGAAGUGGAUCCUGGCAUAAGAAUACUACUGAAUUUUGCGAAAAAAAGACUGUUCAAGAAGCACAGAAAGAAGAAGACACGUGGAAGAAGACUGACGUUCUUCUCGUGGUUAUAAUUUGUGCAGUUCUCGUGUUUGUUUUGUGUGUUGUUGUAGCUGUUCUUAUUCACAAAUUAAUUCAAGGAAGAAGGAGAUCUGCAGAAAGCGGUGGAUCUGUAGCGUACCAAAAAGAGCCCAAAUAUCUUCGUGAUGAUUUAGAUGAUGACCGCAGACGAGAUUCUGAAAUAAGUUCUGGCUACAUUCAACCUAAAUUAAACAAUAUCACAGAAGAGACGGUCUCUACAAGUAUGGUCAACCCGUUGUAUAAUAACGAACCGUUGCCGGCAGUCUCGCAACACGUAAUCCCUAAAGACAAAACUGUCUCGUACACUGAUUGGCUGAAACAGCAAUAACCAUAAAAUCUAAAAAUAAUACGUCGACGCUUAUUGGCUGAUAAUAAUUAACAUACAUAUGACCGAAUCGCUAAAGCUGAUUGGCUAAGUACUUAUCUGCGGAUAUGACGAUGUAUGUUUGUUUUGACUGGAAUUGAA
This is a messenger RNA of Ruditapes philippinarum (Manila clam), 2412 nucleotides long. Its product is annotated as low-density lipoprotein receptor-related protein 6-like. The record is from RefSeq and is a predicted model, not a curated record. Lineage: Eukaryota; Metazoa; Mollusca; Bivalvia; Venerida; Veneridae. The coding region runs from base 1 to 2274 and encodes 757 amino acids. The transcript has 17 exons.